Larimichthys crocea (large yellow croaker) is the source of this 850-nucleotide messenger RNA. RefSeq lists its product as uncharacterized. The transcript is spliced from 7 exons. The record is from RefSeq and is a predicted model, not a curated record. Lineage: Eukaryota; Metazoa; Chordata; Actinopteri; Sciaenidae. Bases 221 to 835 code for a protein of 204 amino acids.
GUGUGAUUUUCUGAAGAGUCCACACUGCAGACUGAAGACUCUGAAGACUCCGAGUGGUGAGUGGACGGCAGCUGACAAACACAGAGAAUCUGACUCUGAUGUCAAACAGGAUGUGAAAAAAAAGCUCCACCUGCCCGACGACGACCAAAAGGCUCCAUUGUGCUUCUCACCUGAACGGACAGCUGAAUCUUCAUACAGGUUCAGGUGUCCUGGUCCAGGUAUGUUCCGGUGUGCUUCGACUCACCUGGUGUUUGAUAUGGGUCAGGAGGCGGAGCUGCUGUACAGAACUGUCCAAUGGGAUGAGAGCCUCCUCCAAUCAGCUGGAAAGACGGCUGCAGGGCUGCCGUUCGAUAUCAAGUGUUCAGAGGAUGCUGCUGUCAGUCACCUCCACCUGCCACACUGUGAAACAAAGGAUGCGUUGCUUGUUGAUGGUCUGCUGUCUGUCGUCCACAUCACUGAUGAUGGAAUGAGCAUCUUGAAGCCUCUGGAGAUUACAGACACUCAUGUGGUCGUGAAGGUCUCUCACCUCUCUGUCUUUGGCCUCAUUGGGGAUUUCUUUCAAUGGUUCUCAAAGUCAAAAGUCUCCCAAGUUCUGCUGUUCCUCCGACCUCCAAACAUCGGGUUCCCAAUACUUGAUGUAUUUCUGCUGCCGAUAAACAUCUACCUGGACAAGGUUGCUGCCCAGCACAGAGAUUCUAAGAACAUCAUCAUCUCUUCUGAGUGUGAACUCCUCGUUCAUCAAACAUACAGUGUCCACUGUGAACCUGAGGGCUUUACAAUACAGCCUGGGGUGAGUCAAGUCACUUCUCGUGGUUCUAAACACAAUUAUGAUUGAUAGAUUUUUGGCUGC